AAAACAAAAUGUUAAAAUCUGAGGUUCAGAAUCUUAAUGAUAAAAUUCAACAUCUGGAAAAUGAACAAAAUGAGGAAAACAAAAUGUUAAAAUCUGAGGUUCAGAAUCUUAAUGAUAAAAUUCAACAACUGGAAAAUGAACAAAAUGAAUGCGAAUUAACAAUUAAAAAAUUAGACGAUCUGAAUGAUCAUAUAGGCGUCCAAGAAGUAUCGUGUCAGAUGGAUUUGGAGUCAGAAAGGUUUGACUCCAUCGAAAAGGAUGUCACUAUUGACGAUAUGAAUAAAGAAGCUGAGGCUAAUCGUAAACUGUUGGAUCAAUGUCAAGAGAACAAUAUGAAUUUGCAAAAGACAGAAGAGGAGAAGAAAUCAGUCGAAGAGAAACUAAAUGAAUGUCAAUUCAAUAAUACGAAUUUAGUAAAAUUAAACGAUGAAAGCUUCAAAGAAUGUCAAAGUAAUCAACAAAUAAUAUUAGAAUCGUGUCAGAAUGAUUUGGAAUCGCAAAGAAAUGAGUCCACUUAUAAGAAUGUGACUAUUAAGGAACUGAAUAAAGUUGCUGAGCUUAAUCACAAUCUAUGGACCCAAUGCCAGAAGAAUAGCGAAGAAGUCCAAACUGAACUUGAUUCUUAUAAAAUAAAGGAUGCGUACAUCAAAAAUUUAGUCGAAUCAUGUAAAAAGCAAUUGGAAUCGCAAAAACUUGAGACCACCUAUAAAAAUGCGAUUAUUAACGAAUUAAAUAAAGUUUUGGAUGAGUGUAAAAAGAACAAUGCAGACCUCAACAAUCGGCUGAGCAUCAUUGAAAAAUGCAACAAACAAUGCCACGGAAAAAAUUUCUUUACAAAUGCAUGGUGUAAAGCGAAAUGUAAAUGGAAUUGUUAGCAGUUCUUACAAUAUCGAUGUUAUAGAUUUAAGUCAGCUGAUUCUUCUGUUUAAUUUCACUCAUUCUGAAUACACAUUUG
This is a messenger RNA of Drosophila sulfurigaster albostrigata, 955 nucleotides long. RefSeq names its product interaptin-like. The record is from RefSeq and is a predicted model, not a curated record. Bases 9 to 875 code for a protein of 288 amino acids. The transcript is spliced from 10 exons. NCBI's taxonomy places the organism in Eukaryota, Metazoa, Arthropoda, Insecta, Diptera, Drosophilidae.